Messenger RNA from Propithecus coquereli (Coquerel's sifaka), 7445 nucleotides. RefSeq names its product poly (ADP-ribose) polymerase family, member 14 (gene PARP14). Gene Ontology annotation, molecular function: NAD+ poly-ADP-ribosyltransferase activity; transcription corepressor activity. Lineage: Eukaryota; Metazoa; Chordata; Mammalia; Primates; Indriidae. Gene Ontology annotation, biological process: negative regulation of gene expression. The coding region runs from base 63 to 5438 and encodes 1791 amino acids. The transcript has 17 exons. Gene Ontology annotation, cellular component: cytoplasm; nucleus. The record is from RefSeq and is a predicted model, not a curated record.
AAAGUUAACUGCGCGGAGUUGGGGCGGCCCCGGCAGUCCCGGGCGGACGAGCGGGGCCGAGGAUGGCUCAGUCCCGCUCCUUCCCGCUGCUGGUUGGGGGGUCUUGGGGCCCCCACCCCCCCAGGAACUUGAGCACCAAAUUGCAGAUGUACUUCCAGAGCCCGAAGAGAUCCGGAGGCGGAGAGUGUGAGGUCCUCCAAGAUCCCGGGAGUCCGUCUCGCUUCCUGGUGCUCUUCCACCCCGAGGACGUUCGGCAGAGGGUUCUGGAAAGAAAGAAUCACGAGUUAGUAUGUCCAGGAAAAGGAACAUUCACGUUAAGUCUCCAGUUGCCCACAGCCCCAGAUGAAGUCCAUGGUGUCUCAGAGGAGAAAAUUCUAACACAGGAAUCCAAGACUAAAGAAGAUGUCAAAGAACCAGAUGUGUCAGAAGAACUGGAAACAAAACUCUCUCUCAAUGAAGGAUUGGAAGAAAUGGAAGAUAUCCCAAAAGAAUGUGAAAAUAUUCCCUCCUUGGUGGCAUUUGAAAAUCUCAAGGAAAGGGUGACUGACACAAUGUUAAUCUUGUUAGUGGAGAACAUAAGUGGCCUGUCCAAUGAUGACUUUGAACUGGAAGUAAUACAAGAUUUUGAUGUUGCUGUAGUUACCUUUAAAAAACAUAUAGAUACCAUGAAAUUUGUUGAUGAUUGCACCCGGCACCAUUCAACUAAACAACUUCAGCUUUCUCCUAGACUUCUGGAAGUGACAAAAACAAUCAGGGUUGAAAACCUGCCACCUGGUGCUGAUGACUACAAUUUAAAACUUUUCUUUGAAAACCCUUUUAAUGGAGGGGGAAGAGUUGCCAAUGUUGAAUGUUUUCCUGAAGAGAGUUCAGCUCUGAUUGAAUUUUUUGACAGAAAAGUGUUAGACACCGUCAUGGCCAAGAAACUUGACUUCAAUAAAAUGCCGCUUUCUGUGUUCCCAUACUAUGCCUCGUUGGGCACAGCCUUGUAUGGAAAAGAGAAGCCUCUGAUCAAGCUUCCAGCACCAUUCGAAGAAUCAUUAGAUCUUCCCUUAUGGAAGUUCUUACAGAAAAAUAAUCACCUGAUUGAUGAGAUAAAUGAUGAAAUGAGACAUUGUCACUGUGAGCUAACAUGGUCCCAACUCAGUGGUAAAGUUACCAUCAGACCAGCGGCCACCUUAGUCAAUCAAGGAAGACCAAGAAUCAAGACCUGGCAGGAAGAUACUUCCGCAGCACUCUCUGGCAUGAGGUCUCAAUAUAAAGUUACCUCACUUAAAGCGGAUCCAGUAGUGUGGGACAUUAUAAAAAAGGACUUAGAAGAUGAUAGGAUUUUGAUUGAGUUUGAUACACUUAAGGAAAUGGUAACCUUAGCGGGGAAAUCAGAGGAUGUCCAAAACAUUGAGCUACAAAUCAAGGAAUUAAUGGAAAGCACCACACAAAAAAUUAAAAGGGAAGAGCAAAGUGUGAAGGAAAAAGUGGCCAUGUCUCCAAGCAAGCAUUCUCUUUUGCACCUGAGCGGUAUGCUGGAACGUCUGUGCGCUGAGUCCCCAGAGGUGGAGAUUUGUUAUGAUGCGGUCACUCAAUACAUGUGCUUGAAAGGACUCUGCGCAGAUGUGUAUAAAGUAAAGUGUGAAAUCCAGGAAAAGGUGUUCGCCAUGGCUCAGAAAAACAUUGAGGUUUCUCCUGAGAUUUUCCAGUUUUUGCAACAGGUAGACUGUAAAGAAUUCUCUAAAUGUCUUUUUAUAGCACAGAAAAUUCUUGUGAUUUAUGAGCUAAAGGAUACAACUGUUCUGUUAACCAGCUGUUCUUCUGAAGUCUUGUUAGAAGCUGAAAAGCAAAUGCUCAGUGCUUUAAAUUAUAAGCGCAUUGAAAUUGAGAACAAAGAAGUUCUCAAUGACAAGAACUGGAAAAAGCUCACUUGCAGUUUGCAUAAGAAACAUAAUUCCUCCUCAAACACUGUAGUAAUCAACGAGUUAACUUCCAACACCACAGCUGAGGUCAUCAUUGCAGGCCCUGUGAGACAAGUAAAUGAUAUCUAUACAUUGCUUUUUGAGUUUUUGGAAAAACACAUGAAAAUAGAGAGAUUGCUUGAAAUACAGUCUUCCUUAGUUAUAGAGUAUUUAAGGGCAGAAAAGAAGGUAUUCUUGCCAAAGAUAAAGAAAGCAAAUGUGCAGGUAUCUUUCAAUCCUGAGAAAGAACAAAAAGGCAUUUUACUCACUGGCCCAAAGAAGGACGUUCUGGAGGGAAUGAACACCCUGCAGGAAAUCCGGGAUUCAGUCUGUGUGCAAAGCGUCUGUAUCAAUAAGCCCGGAGCCAGGCAGUUCUUCCAGGAAAAAGCGCGGUUUUUUAAAAGUGAGGUCAGACAGUCGUUUGGUUGCUUCAUUGAACUGCAGGAGGAGGAAGUGGAGAAGCGCCUCCUUCGGAGGAGCCUGGCCCCUGGCGUGGUGCUGACCGUGCAGCAGGGCGACUUGACGCGGCUCCCCGUGGACGUGGUGGUGAAUUCCGCCAACGAGGACCUCAGGCAUUCCGGUGGCCUCGCCGCCGCGCUCUCGCAAGCAGCUGGCCCCGAGCUCCAGGCCCACUGUGACCAGAUAGUGAAGAGAGACGGCAGGGUCCUACCCGGCAAUGCCAUCAUCUCGAAGGCAGGAAAGCUCCCGUAUCGCCAUGUGAUCCACGCAGUGGGGCCGCGGUGGGACAGCAGCGAGGCCCCGAGGUGUGCGCACCUGUUAAGGAGAGUUGUGACACUAAGUCUGGGUUUAGCUGAGAAACACAAGUGCCGAUCCAUAGCCAUCCCAGCUAUUAGUUCUGGAAUCUUUGGCUUUCCCGUACACCGGUGUGUGGAGACCAUUGUUUCAGCCGUCAAGGAAAUCUUCCAGGGAAACCAGGACGCACGCUACUUGAAAGAGAUUUACCUUGUGGAUGCGUCUGAGAAGACUGCUGAGGCCUUUGCUGAAGCUGUGAAAACUAUCGUUAAAGACACCUUUCCUGAUACAGCUGCCGGGCCCAGUUCCCCAGCAGCAGUCCGGCCCGCGGAAACACCACAGAAACAGAAAACUCUGGUGUCUCCGGGAGGCCUGCGGAUGCUGUUGGUGAGAGGAGGUGUGCAGGAUGCUAAGACCGAUGUUGUUGUGAACUCCAUUCCCUCGAAUCUUGCACUUAAUAGAGGGCCCCUUUCUCAAGCCCUCUUGGAAAAAGCUGGGCCAGAGCUCAAGAAAGAACUGGACACAGCCGGACAAGGGGUAUCUAUCAGCGUGGGCACAGUUCUGCAAACCAGUGGUUGCAAUCUGCACUGCCAACGGGUGCUUCACGUGGUGGCUCCGGAGUGGAGAAGUAGUGACACAUCUUCACACAAGAUCAUGGAAGACAUAAUCAGAGAAUGUUUGGAGACCACUGAGAGCUUGUCCUUAAAAUCGAUUGCAUUUCCAGCUAUAGGAACAGGAAACUUGGGAUUUCCUAAAACCCUAUUUGCUGAAUUAAUCAUUUCAGAGGUGUUCAAAUUUAGUAGCAAGAAUCAAUUAACAACUUUACGAGAGGUUCAAUUUCUCCUGCACCCGAGUGAUCAUGGAAAUAUUCAGGCAUUUUCAGAUGAAUUUGCCAGGAGGGCUAAUGGAAAUCUCGUCAGUGAUAAAAUUCCCAAGAGAGAAGAUACACAAGGUCUUUAUGGAACUGUUUCUAGCCCCAGUUUAGAAGUGCAUGAAAUGAAGAUUGGCCCCAUCAUCUUCCAGGUGGCUUCUGGAGACAUCACCAAGGAGGAGGCAGAUGUGAUCGUAAAUUCAACAUCAAAAACAUUUAAUCUCAAAGCAGGGGUCUCCAAAGCAAUUUUAGAAAGUGCUGGACAAAGUGUGGAAAUGGAAUGUUCUCUUCAAGCUCAACAGGGCAAGAAUGAUUAUAUAAUUACUGAAGGUGGAUUACUGAGGUGCAAGAAAAUCAUUCAUGUUGUUGGUGGAAGUGAUGUCAAGAGAUCGGUGUCCUGUGUUUUGCAGGAGUGUGAAAAACGGAAUUACUCAUCCAUUUGCCUCCCAGCCAUUGGGACAGGAAAUGCCAAACAAGACCCAGAUAAGGUUGCUGAAGCCAUAAUUGACGCGAUUGAAGACUUUAUCCAGAAAGGAUCAGCACAGUCUGUGAAAAAAGUUAAAGUUGUUAUCUUUCUGCCUCACGUGCUGGAUGUGUUUCAUGCCAACAUGAAGAAAAGAGAAGGGUCUCAACCUUCUCCUCGACAGUCUGUGAUGUCUAAACUUGCAUCAUAUUUGGGCUUUUCAAGAAAAUCUCCCAAAAAACAGACUCCUUUGGUUUUGGAAAAGAAAACAGAAUCAGUAAUUUUUCAGGUAUGUGGUGAAAAUAUAAACUGUGUGGAAAACACUAUCUCCUGGAUUCAAGAACUGAUUAAAAAGGAACAGUUACCUUACAUCAGUGAAGACGAGUAUAUCAAAGACUUUGAUGAAAAGGAAUAUCAGGAAUUGAAUGAGCUGCAGAAGAAUUUAAAUAUUAGCAUUUCCCUGGACCGUAAGAGAUCUUCGAUUGAGGUUUUGGGAAUUAGCAGAGAUGUGAUGCAGGCUAGAGAUGAAAUUGAGAAAAUGAUCAAGAGAGUUCGACUGGCCAAAGAACAGGAGUCCCGGGCAGAUUGUGUCAGUGAAUUUAUAGAAUGGCAAUAUAAUGACAGUAACACAUUUCAUUGUUUUGACAAAAUAACCAACCUGCAAUUGGAGGAUGCAAAGAGAGCAAAGAAAAAAACAAUUGUCGUCAAAAUUAAUAAUGGGAGCUACACAGUGAACUUGGACACAUUCACUGCCACAGAUGUAAAUGGACACAGUUUACCUAUUCAGCGCCUCACAAAAUCUGAAGUUGACAUCCCUGCACACUGGAGUGAUAUGAAGCAGCAGAAUUUCUGUGUGGUGGAGCUGCCACCUGGCCACCCAGAAUACAGUGCUGUGGCAAACAAGUUCAAUCAGACCUGCUCACAGUUCGUAAUAGAGAAGAUUGAAAGGAUCCAGAAUCCAGAUCUCUGGAAUAGCUACCAGGCAAAGAAAAAAACCAUGGAUGCAAAGAACGGCCACACAGCAAAUGAGAAGCAACUCUUCCAUGGGACAGAUGUGGGCUCAGUGCCACAUGUCAAUAGCAACGGCUUUAACCGCAGCUAUGCUGGGAAGAAUGCUACGGCAUUUGGAAAGGGAACCUAUUUUGCUGUCAAUGCCAGUUAUUCUGCCAAUGAUACAUACUCCAGACCAGAUGGAAAUGGGAAAAAGCAUAUGUAUUAUGUGCGAGUACUUACUGGAGUCUAUACAUGUGGAUAUCAGUCACUAAUUGUGCCUCCUUCAAAGAACCCCCAAAAUCCAACGGACCUCUAUGACACUGUCACAGAUAAUGUGCAAAAUCCAACUUUAUUUGUAGUAUUUUAUGACUACCAAGCAUACCCAGAGUACCUCAUUACUUUUAGACAAUAACAUAUUGGUAUCCUUCCCCCAAACCAUUAUUCAUCUAUACAUGUCUAGUUGUUUUAGCUUUCUUUUUUUCCCCUUUCUUAACAACUUUUUCUAAGACUAAAGGAUCCUUCGUCACUGAAAUCAGACUUUCUUCAGGUUCUCUUUUGUAAUGGAAAUGAACCUAUCUUGACAGCAAAUAAUGUGAGAUUUAAAUCAGAUGAUGUAGUUACAACUGUUUGUCCACAACUGUGGACAUGAUUUCUGUGGGGAAACAAUAGGUUUAUAUUUUCAGAAAGGAGAGAAUAGCAAUCUUGUAGACAGAGGCAUUGCCAUGCAUUGUAGGUGCCACUGGAGGACACAGCUGGUAUGACAUCAGGAUGCUGUAGUGCUGUGGGGAGCACAGUAUUACUGAGUGGGCAGGGCUGCUGUCCUCCCUGCGGGACAGGGAUGGUAUCUUAUUCACAUUUUCUCCUUGGGCUGAGGUCUGUGCCUGAUGUUCAAUGGAUGCUCCAUAAAUUUUUCAUAAACGAAUCAAGAAUGAAUAAGCCUAGACAAACUCCUAUCCAGAGUAGGAACCAUCCUUGACUUAUUGUCAUUUUGCCUCAGAUUGAACAGAUUCCAUGACAGGGAACUUCCUUCUUCACAAACCAGCCCAUGACAUGUGGGACAGCUCCGGCCAGGUGUCUGGGAAUGCAGUGCACUUGUGCCCUGCACACUCCAGGCGCUGUUACUUAGCUGUGGCCUGGGUUAAUGUUGUCCCAUGGAGUUGUGCAGCACAGCAGCCCUGGCUCCAGUUGCAAGAAGGUCCUUGGUAAUACUGAACCAAAGUCUGCCUUCUUAUAACUUCUGCUAAUUGGUCUUUGUUCUGCCCAGUGAAAACAAUAGGAUAAUGCCUGCUACAUCUUCAGUGUGAAACCCCUCUACUGUGCUGAGAUUAAAUGAACUCUAAGAUUAUUAAACAGCGUAUUUUCCUUGGCAGCUCAGCUUUUGAUCAUUUUAAGGGCUUGUGUAUAAAUAAACCACAGGAAUUAAACAGUCAUAUUGUUAAUUUGCUAAUCCAGUAUCUAUUGGAUGGUAAAAGAAAAAAAAUUUUUUUUAAUUUACUCAGGCAAAUUUCAGAUUCACACAUCAUUUAAUGAGUACUGAUUGACUGUACCAGGUAGUAUAAUAGGUGCUUUCACAUACAUUACUUAUUUUGUUCCCGAAACAACCCUGUGAUAUAAGAAUUAUAUCCACAUUUUAAACUUGAGGAAACAUGCUCGGAGUGUAGAAGCUUCCUUGCCUGAGGCCACCUAGGCAGGAACCCUUGGAGCCACCAACUGAAUCUUGGUCCCUGUGAUGUCAAACCCUUUGCUCUUCCCACUACAGACUAUGGCCUCUAGAUUAAUGUCAUUGACUCAGGAACAUCUCAGACAAUCUGUGAAGUAUCCCCAUCUUUUCUUGUUGUUUUUUUUUUUUUCCUUCUGGCGUUGGUUUCCACAAUGGUCUCUUAAUUUGAAGCUCUGUAGCCCAAGAGGCCAGAGCUGAUGCUGAUGCAGAGUCCAUGCAGAUGGCACAGUCGGACGCUAGGGGUCGCUGGGAGGAUAAAGGCACCUGCCCUCCUUGCCACUGGGAACACCAGUGCUUGAAGUGGAGGUUGAGGCCCCCCCCACCUCCUUGCUGCUUCAUUAACACAGAGGUCUCAGAUUUUUUCCUCCAGGGAAGCUUCCUGCACUCUGGGCAUGUUUCCUCAAGUUUGUUUUUUCAAGUGGAUUUGCAAAGACUCCUCAUUGCUUAGGAGUGCCUUCCUAGCUACUGGCUUCCUAACUCAGCAUUGACAAUGAAUGUAAGAAACUGGAAUUAAAAAAGAGACGUGCUUUCAUUUGCUUUUGUUCUCCAGUGAUUUGGUUAACUCAGGGCAAGGCUGAAUGUCAGGGUGUACUGCACUGAAGAAUAAGGAUCCUUUCAGUAAAUGUUGUAGUUAUCCUCAAUUUGAGUAUGUCAAAUAUGUCAUUUUCCUCCUUUUGAAUAAAAUACUUGAAAAUUGUC